Geosmithia morbida is the source of this 1464-nucleotide messenger RNA. Its product is annotated as ATP citrate (pro-S)-lyase. Gene Ontology annotation, cellular component: succinate-CoA ligase complex. The record is from RefSeq and is a predicted model, not a curated record. NCBI's taxonomy places the organism in Eukaryota, Fungi, Ascomycota, Sordariomycetes, Hypocreales, Bionectriaceae. The transcript is spliced from 2 exons. Gene Ontology annotation, biological process: tricarboxylic acid cycle; succinyl-CoA metabolic process. Bases 1 to 1464 code for a protein of 487 amino acids. Gene Ontology annotation, molecular function: succinate-CoA ligase (ADP-forming) activity.
AUGUCUGCCAAGUCGAUCCUCGAGGCCGACGGUAAGGCCAUCCUCAACUACCACCUCACUCGUGCUCCCGUCAUCAAGCCGAGCCCUCUGCCCAAGCCGACCAAGCAUAACCCUCCCUCUCGCCUGGCUUCCCUGCACUUCCCCGAGGACGCUGAGGUCGAGGACGUCCUCAACCAGGCCGAGGUUACCUACCCGUGGCUGCUGCACCCCGGUGCCAAAUUCGUCGCCAAGCCCGACCAGCUCAUCAAGCGCCGAGGCAAGAGCGGUCUCCUGGCCCUGAACAAGACCUGGGCCGAGUCCAGGGCUUGGGUUGCUGAGCGUGCCCGCAAGGAGCAGAAGGUUGAGCACACGACUGGUCUCCUGACUCAGUUCCUCGUCGAGCCCUUUGUGCCUCACCCCCAAGACACCGAGUACUACAUCAACAUCCACUCGGUCCGCGAUGGCGACUGGAUCCUCUUCACCCACGAGGGUGGCGUUGACGUCGGGGAUGUCGACGCCAAGGCUGAGAAGCUCCUGAUCCCCGUCGACCUCACCGAGUAUCCUUCGAACGAGGAGAUUGCCUCGACUCUCCUCAAGAAGGUGCCGUCUGGUGUCCACGACGUGCUGGUUGACUUCAUCAGCCGCCUGUACGCCGUCUACGUCGACUGCCAGUUCACCUACCUCGAGAUCAACCCCCUGGUUGUCAUCCCCAGCGAGGACAAGAAGUCUGCCGACGUGCACUUCCUCGACCUGGCUGCCAAGCUGGACCAGACUGCCGACUUUGAGUGCGGUGUCAAGUGGGCUAUCGCCCGUUCGCCCGCGGCUCUGGGCAUCACCAACGUGGCCACCGACGGCAAGGUCAACGUCGACGCCGGCCCCCCCAUCGAGUUCCCGGCUCCCUUUGGCCGUGAGCUUUCCAAGGAGGAGGCUUACAUUGCCGACCUGGACGCCAAGACUGGCGCUUCUCUCAAGCUGACGGUGCUCAACCCCAACGGUCGCGUCUGGACGCUCGUGGCCGGUGGCGGCGCCUCCGUCGUGUACGCCGACGCCAUCGCCUCGGCCGGUUUCGCCGAUGAGCUGGCCAACUACGGCGAGUACUCUGGUGCUCCCACCGAGUCGCAGACGUACCACUACGCCCGCACGGUGCUGGACCUGAUGCUCCGGGCGCCCACGUCGGAGAAGGGCAAGGUUCUCUUCAUCGGCGGUGGUAUCGCCAACUUCACCAACGUUGCCAGCACGUUCAAGGGUGUGAUCCGCGCUCUCCGCGACUACGCCGCUCAGCUCAUCGAGCACAACGUCAAGAUCUGGGUGCGUCGCGCCGGGCCCAACUACCAGGAAGGUCUCAAGAACAUCAAGGCCGCCACCCUGGAGCUCGGCCUCGACGCCAAGGUGUUCGGCCCCGACAUGCACGUGUCCGGUAUCGUGCCCCUGGCCCUCGUCCCCGGAAAGUGGGAGGAGAGCAAGGCCCAGGAGUUUAGCGGUUAA